AUGGAUCAAACGUGGAUUAUCUGGUUCACCUGCCUGUGUUUGUUCUUUGGAAUCGGAUAUAGCGUCGAAGACGACGAUUCCACCAUUUCUAUAGCAACGCUGGUGCCUUCGGACCCAAGACGUCUGUUUUCUAAAGAACGUGUAGCACCCGCUAUGAGUAUUGCUGUUGAAAAAGUGAAGGAUAUGCAACUGCUACCAAAUAGAAAUUUAUCCAUCAAAUUUGCUGAUUCCAACUGUAACGUUGCGGAUGGUAUCAAUGAAGCCAUUAAUUAUUACGUCAGAAAAGAAGUUGACGUAUUUUUUGGCCCGUGUUGUGAUUACGCUGCUGCCCCCGUUGCUAGGCAAAUACGCUAUUGGAAUAUCGCCAUGGUAACACCUGGCGCUAUGGCGCGUGAUUUUACAGUUGCUAAGAAGAUUAUGUUUAACUUAAUGACCCGUGUUGGUCCGAAUUUUAGUUCUCUUGUGAAUUUCUUAGUAGAAAUUUUACUGGUCUUUGAGUGGAAGAAAGUGUUGUUGCUCUAUGACCCCGAAGGUCAGAAGAAUAUUUUUGACCGAUAUUGUCACAUUGCUGCCGAUGGAAUGCAUUACGGGUUCAAAGUUCAACAGGAAAUUCCUAAUUUGGAACAGAACUAUUUUAAGUUCGAUGACAUCGAUGAUAUAUUGUCUGGAUUCCAGGCACAUGUUGGGACUGAAAAUGCAGUUUUCAGCGAUUCAAGUGAAAUGCCAUAA
Messenger RNA from Ylistrum balloti, 729 nucleotides. RefSeq names its product atrial natriuretic peptide receptor 3-like. The transcript has 2 exons. Gene Ontology annotation, molecular function: signaling receptor activity; peptide hormone binding. NCBI's taxonomy places the organism in Eukaryota, Metazoa, Mollusca, Bivalvia, Pectinida, Pectinidae. The coding region runs from base 1 to 729 and encodes 242 amino acids. The record is from RefSeq and is a predicted model, not a curated record.